AUGUACCCUAGACCAGACCCCGCUUCGAUAUCAGCUGCCAUGUCUCUGAGUAUCGCCUUCACCCGUGCUACCGUCACGAUCACUGCUAAGGCGGUCCAUAGCUACACUCGUGGCCGUUCUAGAUUCCGAUGGAAGCGCAAGAAUGUGCGACACCAUGAUUCACGGAGAAUAACCAAGUCCUUCCCGGUUGCCUUUCUCGGACCCUGCAGGCAAGUCCAUGCCGAAGUGCGCGCGAUACUCUACGCCAACUACUUCGAUGUGCAAGACAUGGAGACGCUCGUCGUCUGGCUCGAAGACUUGGGAACCAACAUGACCUGCGUACGAACCAUUGUAUUCCAGACCGAGCCGCAGAUGUGAUAGCCGUCAUCAACUUCAAGCAGAUACAGGACUCAGCAGACCCGUAAUCGAGAACUGUGUUGUAGGGCUGCGAGGAUGUUGGCUGCUGCCGAAAAUCUCCAGACUCUGCGGAUGCAAUCUUUUAACAAUCUUACAUGUAUGCUUGCUGGUCCGGCUUCAAGAGCAACUCUCAAGCGACCUAGACCUGUUUCUGGCUGGAUUGGAGUCGCGCCCCGGGUUGCGGAGAUAUUGUACCAUGACUUCCGAUUGGUGUACUCCAAAGGUCUAUCUCGUGGUCAC
Colletotrichum acutatum is the source of this 636-nucleotide messenger RNA. RefSeq lists its product as uncharacterized. Lineage: Eukaryota; Fungi; Ascomycota; Sordariomycetes; Glomerellales; Glomerellaceae. The record is from RefSeq and is a predicted model, not a curated record. Bases 1 to 357 code for a protein of 118 amino acids. The transcript has 2 exons.